GCCAGAUUUCCCGAGAAGUUGAGGUACACGUCAGAAUGGAACCUGUACUGGUGAGCGGACGUGUACAGUGACCUCAGCAGUUUGUGCGUAUCAGCUGACACACAUUCACAGACGGGAAAACAUGGAACGCGGUUUUUCUCUUGCUGGGCCUUCUUCUAAUCCUCGUAAACGUCAGGUGCGAUUUUCAGCACGUCAUGACAUCCUGCUCCUCCGUGAGGUGAUAGCACAGAACCCCUUCACUUCUAAAGAGUCAGGCCGGAUCUGGGCAAGGGUGGGUGAAAUUAUUACUGCGACCUUACAGGAUGAGAACUUUGAGGUGGAUGGACGCAGAUGCAGGGAGAGAACCAUGCUACUGCUGGAUUAUUAUAAAAAACAGGACUUUGCAAGUCUACGCAGGUUUGGUACGGAACGCCUGUAUGCACAGAAAGAAGACCUGUUGCAUGAAGUUCUGGAGUUGGAAGCAGAGAAGAAUCUUCUGGCGAGUGGGGAAAGUAAAUACCAAGAUGAUGAACUCAGGAAGAGAACACUGGAGGAAUUAUCAUUGCCUGAGCCUGACAAAUCCACUGUGCUAUCAGUAACAACAGCUCCCACCACUGUGGUAGCCAGCCCAGAACCUGAGGAGCAGGAGGAGGCUGAGCUCACAGCUCCCACAGCCAAACAGCCAUGUCAGUGCUGCUGUCAGACUUACUCAGAGAUCCUGAGCUUCCUAGAAAAGCGAUUUGAAGCAGAGCAGAGUCUGCGAGAAGAGGAGAUGGCACUGAGAAGAGAAGAGCUAGAAGUCCAGAGGAGUAAGAUUGCCCUGGAUCGGGAGCGUAUCGGAGCAGAAAGAAAAGAACGGGAACGUCGGUUUGAGCUGGAGAGUCAGGAAAGGCAGGUUAUACUGGAUUUGUUAAAAGAGAAGGUCCUAAAAAAUGAACGGAACUCUGACUGAAAUUAGAAAUUUUUAGUUUCAGUCUUUGAUGUUGAACUGUCAUUCCAGCCAGUGUUAUAUUCUGCUUUCCCUGUUUGAAUUGUUAAUAUAAGCUCAUAAUAUUAUAGUUCAUUGUCAUAACAUUGAAUAAAAUAGCUAAAUGCC
Carassius carassius (crucian carp) is the source of this 1075-nucleotide messenger RNA. RefSeq lists its product as uncharacterized. The coding region runs from base 122 to 931 and encodes 269 amino acids. The record is from RefSeq and is a predicted model, not a curated record. NCBI's taxonomy places the organism in Eukaryota, Metazoa, Chordata, Actinopteri, Cypriniformes, Cyprinidae. The transcript has 4 exons.